AUGGACAGAGGGGUUUUUCUGCCGUUCAAGAGAAAUGUUGGUGUCCAGCUUGGGCCUGGAAUUAGAAACUCAGCAUUAUACCUUGCAUCUACGAAAAAAUCGCCAGAGGCGGACUCGAAAUGGAUAUGUGCUGCAGCCAAUGGUGAUGACGCUCAGGCUAAAGACUUUGUACUAGAAGUCGCUGAAAAACAGACGUUUUUGGACAUCGAAAGUGGUAUCAACUCUGUUUCUGAAGCGAUAAGCGGAGAUGAGCUUGUAAACUCGACCAGUGACAGCGAACAAGAUAGCAUUGGUUCACCAGUGGAGAGCUCCAAUUCGUUGAAGCUUUUUAAAAGUGUGCGGAUGCUUACUGAUCAUGGCUAUGAAGCGAGGGUCGACAGUCCUAUUGCACCUUUGGCUUUCUGUCCCCGGCAGGUUCUUGACGUUCCAGAAGGCUUGAACGUGGAUAAUGCACUGCAGGCAGUUGCAAAUAAACAUUCGGCUGACAGAAAAACUGCCACUAAUAAAGACGGCAUGCAUCAUGGUGUCCAACUCCUCCCUCAAAUAAUGGAUCCUAAUGAUAUGAGCAGCUUUAUCGUUGGAUCUGCACACACAACUAAUGAUCUUCGGAUAAACAACGACCCUCACCAGAUCAUUGCUUACGCUUCUGGAGAAACUCGUAGCAUGAUCAACAUCAGCUUGGUGAAACCGACCAAUACCUCAGUACCGCUGACAUUGGUUGACUCAGCUUCAAGCUAUAAUUUGCAUUCAAAAAUUAAAAAUAUCGUCAUCCCGGAUUUUUCCUCAACGCUUAAUAGAUCAUCCGACGUCAUUGCAGUACUGACCACGGUUUCUCUGUAUGUCUUCAAGAUCAGAUCUAUCGAGAGAUCAACGGGCGCCAUGUCCAUCGAAAAACUGGGCCCUUACCCGUUCAGCGUUUUGGAGGAUUUUGCAUUUGUAGACAUUGCCUUUAACCCUUGGGAUUUCAAUGAGUUCGCGGUUGUAGAUGCUAAAGGCAACUGGGUCAUUGGAAAUGUCGUAAAAAAGGGAUCUAGGAACUCUCGUCUGCGAUUUUCUACCAACAAACGUGGCUCAAUCUAUGAUCCUGAAGAGCUCUCUUCGUGGCAUAAAAUAGCGUGGGGUGCAGAUUAUUCAUGCCUGCUUCUUGUAAGUAGAUCAAGGCUAGUGGAGUUGAACUUGAGGAGUAAAUUACAGCUCGAGGUUGUUCAAGCAAAAUCGUGGUCGUCGAUACGUGACUUCAACCGUGUCAAUGAUCAAAUAGCGGUUUUAACUACGAGUAAAGAGAUCAUUCUGAUGAAACUGAGAAAUGAAAAUAUCGAGAGGGUUAUAUCAUGGAAGCACUCUUUAAAUCCGAAUGACACAAGCAUCAGAUCGACGGUACGAGCUGUCGCAGGUGAAGAAUGGCUAUGCCAUCAGGACAAGCUGUUUUUUGCAUUCGUAUAUUCGAGUCUGAGGACUGAAGUACUAGUUCAUGUCUUUGCACAAAGCGGUCUGCUGUGGCAAUCGUUGGGAAGUUCUUUACUGAACCUUCAAGGCAUCAAGGACGGUCUAAGCUGUCUAGUCGUCCCACAGGUUUCAUUGAACUAUGAUCAUGAAGAUUCUAGGAGACCAGAGCUCAAGUGUCUUGUACGCGAAGUUGGUGGCAGUGUGAUAUGGCAAGUCGCAGUAUCUGCAGCAGAAAGGGAACCAGUUGCUUCAGCCUCCCACGAAAAAGUAAUAGAUUUGAGCGACUGGAGCGGGUCCGAAGUCACUCCGAUCGCCAAGAUCAGUAGCGAGGUUACUAAGCUGGACCUUUCGUUGCCUUCCCUGAAUGAUCACAAUAAUGCUGCUACGGAAGAAGCUCAUUUCCAGCAAUAUGGGUACGAUCUUUCGGAUGGUAUGAAUCAAUAUCUAAUGAAAUGGGCGCAGGAAAUGGAGAACCCAGAAGAGGUCAAAGGCAUCGAUUGUUAUUCUUUGGCAAGUCUUGCCGAGGAAAUUUCUUCCGUUGGUAACAUGGAGGAGUUCGGCUCUCUUCUCGAGCAGUUCAAAGGACACUACAGAGAGCAUGAAGUCAACUUCACCGCUUUGCAGACUUUGGCCAAACUGAUUAUCGAAGAUGAUGUUUCAGAUCUGGGUGUUUUUUAUCUAAAGCUCCUGCAAUGCUGGAGUUUUGGUUUCCCGGAUGAUGGGAUUGUCACCAGUGAGGUCCUGAAGUCAAUUGUCCUGAAAAACACGGGAAUUAGCAGUGUCUCUUUGCUCCCGGUCGUGGCGGCAACUGCUUACAGCCAGCUCAAUGGCUUUCAUCGUGAAGUUGUGGAUUCGUGGGACGAAACUUUUGAUGAACUAGAAAGCAAAGCACCUCUUUCCGACGCGAACACUGGUGUGCCCCUUGAAUCAGAUAUGAGCUUCCCAUUGGUAAAACCCUCGCAGCAAAGUCCACCCAAACUAAAACGGUCCAAGAACCGGAUUUCUUCCCAAGCCUCGCAACAGCCCAAAUCGCAGUCGAUGAUUCUCGAUCCUCGAACUAAUGUAUCCCACGCACACCCGACUCAUAUCGCAGAGGUCUCGAGCGUCCUUCCCCUGACCAUGACGCCAGCAUUUUCUCUAUCUUCAGCUUCACAGCCAGUUCCAACGCUAUCUGAUUCGCAAGCUAGAAAUUCGCAGAAACAGAAGAGAAAGAAGAAACGACUACAAGGGUUUGGUUAG
This is a messenger RNA of Lachancea sp. 'fantastica', 2685 nucleotides long. The record is from the annotation of a GenBank genome assembly. Lineage: Eukaryota; Fungi; Ascomycota; Saccharomycetes; Saccharomycetales; Saccharomycetaceae.